Messenger RNA from Panicum virgatum (switchgrass), 3225 nucleotides. RefSeq lists its product as uncharacterized. The record is from RefSeq and is a predicted model, not a curated record. NCBI's taxonomy places the organism in Eukaryota, Viridiplantae, Streptophyta, Magnoliopsida, Poales, Poaceae. The transcript has 7 exons. Bases 1 to 3225 code for a protein of 1074 amino acids.
AUGGCGAGAGGUUUUCACUGCAAUGGCCCAGCUUUUCUUGAUGCAUUGGUUUUGGUUAUAACCGGGCUUGAUCCGACAUCCCCGCCACCACCUGCAGCUGCACGGUGCGCCGUCAUUUGCGGACGCCCGAGCGACAUGCAUGCACGGCUCACAGUUGGUGGCGGUGACCAGCCCCCUGACGCGGUCAUGGCGCAAGACGUGCAAACUGUCACGGUUAAAGGAUCAACAUCAACAUGCGCUGCCACAGACGACGAAGACGACGGCCAUGAGCGCGAAGAGGAUGACGCCGACACGGACGCCGACGCCGAGUCGCCGACGGCCACGACGAGCAGUACCGCGAGCCGUAGCCCCGACCUCGCCGACGACCCAGCCAAGCUGCUAGCUGUCCGCCUCGCCUGCAACCUGCUCGUCGAAACACCGCAGCCAUGUCGACGCCGCCGCAGCCGAGCUUCGUCGUAUCGCAAGUCUCUGUCGCGCCGGCCUUGCUCACUGCCGCAACGCCAAAACGACGACGCCGAGCUGAACCCGCUGCCGGGAGCAACGACGACGUCGACGACCAAACUGCCAAGGCACAAAAAGAAUCUACAAGAUGAUGGCUACGUGUAUUGCCCAUGCAUUGAUUGCAAAAAUCAGAAGCAGUUUGGCAAUGUUGAGCAGAUCCGCUUUCAUCUGUUAUUUAGAGGUUUUAUGCCCAACUACCAAGUUUGGAACAAGCACGGUGAGGUUGGUGAGACAAUGCACUCCAUCCAUGAGGACAGGCAUGAAACAGUGGAGGAAACAACUAACCCGGAAAUAGUAGAGGAAACCGGACAUGAAAGCGUAAAUGAAACCAUGCAGGAAACAUUAGUUGCUGAUGAUGUUGUGGAUGCACUAGACCAAAUGAUACGUGAUGGGGAACCGGACUUUCUUGACGAAAAGAAUCUGAACAAGUUGGAGCAGAUGAGGAUAGAUGCAAGAACACCACUUUACCCAAGUUGCAGCGUGUCUAAACUUGAAGCAAACCUGAUGCUAUUGGAGAUGAAGUCUAGUAAUGGUUUGUCAGACAAGGGAUUUGAUGAUUUGUUAAGCUUAUUGCAGAAGUUGCUGCCAAGCCCUAACGGGUUGCCUGAAAACACAUACCAGGCGAAGCAAAUGAUUUGCCCAAUGGAACUGGAGGUACAAAAGAUCCAUGCAUGCCCUAAGGAUUGCAUCUUGUAUCACGGCAAAUAUGAAGACUUGGAUGCAUGUCCAGUGUGCUCAGCUUCACGGUACAAAUGUCCUGAAUCGGCAUUGUCAAUGAAAGGUGACCGCAACAAACGACCACCUGCCAAGGUCGUCUGGUAUUUUCCUAUCAUUCCUCGUUUGAAAUGGUUGUUUGCAAACGCGAAGACUGCCAAGCUGAUGAGGUGGCAUGCCGAAGAUCGACUCGUUGAUGGGAAUCUCAGACACCCUGCAGAUGGUUCACAGUGGAGAGCUAUCAACUACAAAUACAAGAAUCGGGUGUGGGAUGAGUACAAGCGAGAACACUUCACUCUGAAGGCAAUUUUGUUUGUAACAAUCACAGACCUUCCCGGCCUUGGUAGCUUAGCAGGCCAAGUAACGAAGGGUUACAAGGGAUGUGUGGUUUGUUUGGAUGAUACCGACGCAAGAUGGUUGAAGAAUAGCAACAAAAUGGUUUACAUGGGUCAUCGUAGGUUCCUUCCAAAGGCUCACCCAUAUCGCCGGAACAAGAAAUCCUUUGAUGGUACAAGGGAUGAACGUUUACCUCCCAAGUUUCUAGAUGGGAAGGAGAUAUACAAGAAGGACUUGAUUGUUCGUCACGUACUUGAUGGCAUGCAUCUAACUAAAAAUGUUACCGAGAGCACGCUCGGAACAUUAAUGGCCAUGAAAGGUAAAGGAAAAGAGUCACUUGAAACUCGACAGGACCUGCAAGAUAUGAAUGUCAGAAGUGAGCUGCAUCCAAUUACUCAACAUGAUGGGAAGACGAAGCUUCCGGUUGCAUCUUGGACCUUGGAUAAAAUUGAGAAAAGGAAAAUUUGUAGCUUCUUCCACGAACUCAAAGUGCCAACGGGAUACUCAUCAAACAUCACAAGGCUUGCAAACAUGAAGGAGUUAAAGUUCAACAUGAGCUGCAUGAAGGCCCAUGACUGCCAUGUCAUUAUGACACAGUUGCUCCCAGUUGCUCUAAGGGGCGUGCUUCCCGUGAAGGUCAGAGAUACGAUCAUAAAGUUGUGCUCAUUCUUCAACGCAAUCUCACACAAGGUCAUAGACCCAAACACACUUGACAAGCUGCAAGCAGACCUGAUUCACACAAUUAAUCGACUCGAGAUGCAUUUUCCACCAACUUUCUUUGAUAUAUCGGUGCAUCUUAUCACUCACCUUGUUGCCCAGAUUAAAGCUCUUGGUCCAAUCUUCUUGCAUCAGAUGUUUCCUUUCGAGAGGUUGAUGAGUGUUCUAAGAAAAUAUGUUCGGAAUAGAUAUCGUCCAGAAGGGUGCAUGGUUAAUGGAUGGUCUACAGAGGAGGCAGUUGAGUUCUGCACAUACUACCUGGAUCUUAAUAGAAUGGGAGUUCCAGUAUCUCGUCAUGAGGGAAGGCUGGGGGCAGAGCAGGCAUCUGUAGUCUCACCUUAUAUUGAAAUGCACAAGAGAGAACUACAAGGUGUCGAUACCGGCAAUGCUCAACUAGAUCUUUUGGCCAUCAGUCCAUCUAGUACAGUCCUAAAGUUCCAAGGAUAUGAGAUAAAUGCAUACACAUUUUACACUAGAAAACAAGAUGAGAAAAGCACCAACCAAAAUAGUGGUGUCCGUAUCGAUGCUUACAACGACAAUCGUCAAUUGGAGACAUAUUAUGGGUUCAUAGAAGAGAUAUGGGAGCUAGAGUACGGACCACUAAAAAUCCCUCUUUUUCGGUGCCAGUGGAUCAAGCUUCCUAAGGGUGUGUUCACGGACAAGUACGGCAUGACGGUCGUUGACCUCACCAACAUAGGGUAUAGGGAUGAACCAUUCAUAUGGACUAAAGAUGUAGUCCAAGUCUUCUAUGCAAAGGACCUAGCGAAUGUGGGCAAACAUGUGGUGCUGCAAGGGAAAAGGAAGAUCGUCGGUGUUGAAAAUAUGACCGAGGAUGAAGAGAAGGGAUUUCAGGACAUGCCUCCACUUGGACCCGAUAUCGACCUACCUGUGUUUGAAGAGGGAGAAGAACCAGCUUAUGUGCGACUUGAUCAUAACGAGGCCAUCAUCAUCAAUUGA